GGAAGUAGAAAGGCGCUCACGUGACAAGGAUCUGGUAAUCGAGCGCCGAGAGGGCUAGUACGCGCUGGUGUGGCUGGGGCCGCGCCGCGGUUCCGGACCCCGGCGAAGGAGCCGGGCCUCUGCCAUGGGUGUGGGCGCCAGCGCCGAGCAGCCCGCGGGCGGCGCCGAGGGCUUCCACCUGCACGGGGUGCAGGAGAACUCCCCGGCCCAGCAGGCGGGCCUGGAGCCCUACUUUGACUUCAUCAUCACCAUCGGGCACUCGCGGCUGAACAAGGAGAAUGACACGCUGAAGGCUCUGCUGAAGGCCAAUGUGGAGAAGCCCGUGAAGUUGGAGGUGUUCAACAUGAAGACCAUGAAGGUGCGCGAGGUGGAGGUGGUGCCCAGCAACAUGUGGGGCGGCCAGGGCCUGCUGGGCGCCAGCGUGCGCUUCUGCAGCUUCCGCCGGGCCAGCGAGCAUGUGUGGCACGUGCUGGACGUGGAACCCUCUUCGCCUGCCUCCCUUGCUGGCCUGCGCCCCUACACAGACUAUGUGGUUGGCUCAGACCAGGUCCUCCAGGAGUCUGAAGACUUCUUCACGCUCAUCGAGUCCCACGAGGGGAAGCCCUUGAAGCUGAUGGUUUAUAACUCCGAGUCCGACUCCUGCCGGGAGGUGACUGUAACUCCCAACGCAGCCUGGGGUGGAGAGGGCAGUCUGGGCUGUGGUAUCGGCUACGGGUAUCUGCACCGGAUCCCAACCCAGUCCCCCAGCCACCACAAGAAGCCACCUGGUUCCCUGCCGUCUGGUACCCCGCCACCUGGUACUCCACCCCCUGGUGUCCCCCUACAUGGGUCCCUGCCACCUGGUGCCUCACCACCUGGAUCCACCCCCCAGGACUCGCCUGCCCCUCCUGGCCCACAGAUGGGUUCCAGGCAGGAUGACUACAUGGAGGCCCUGCUGCAGGCACCCGGCUCCUCCAUGGAGGGACAGCUUCUUGAGCCUGGGAGUCCUGGCCAUGGCGUGCCACGUUCCAUGGAGCCUCCGCCUCCAGUGCAGCGUGUCAUGGACCCAGGCUUCCUGGACGUGUCGGGCAUCUCCCUCUUGGACAGCAGCAAUGCCAGUGUCUGGCCCAGCCCGCACUCUUCCACAGAGCUGACCGCCUCAGCUCUCUCAGCCUCAGGGCUGGAAGACGUCUGCUCUAGCAGCGGUUCUCAGGAGCGUGGCGGUGAGGCCACAUGGUCCGGGUCAGAGUUUGAAGUCUCCUUCCCGGACAGCCCCGGCGCCCAGGCCCCGCCGGACCACCUGCCCCAGCUGACCCUUCCUGACAGCCUCACCUCUGCAGCCUCACCGGAAGAUGGGCUGUCUGCUGAGCUGCUCGAAGCUCAGGCUGAGGAGCCGGCAAGCACACAGAGUCCAGAUUUGGGGCCACAGGCUGAGGCUGAGGGGGCACCCAGCGAGGCCAAACUCUCUACCCCCGAAUAAUGCCCUGGGCUGUGACAAGGCUCCUGAUGGCAUUUUGUGAGGCGCAGAUGUGGGGAGGCAACUCAGGCCAUGCUAUGGGCCGUCCCUUGCCUGAUCCCAGCCCGGUGUGUUCAGUUUCUUAAUAACUGUGGCUCCGUGUGAUACGCAGGGACUUCUGCUAGCGGGGACUUUUGUAUCCACUCAGACCGUACUGGUCUCCAAGAGAUGACUUCCCAGCAUUAAUUCUGCACGAUGGUCCUGGCUUUGGGGAAUUGGGCACUUGUUUGAGAAGGUCAAACAUCCUUUUGGGGAAGCAGCACCGCAGAUGAAAUGUUUUGGGGGAGCUAGGGUAGGAAAGGUGGCGUUGCUGCUUGUGUGGGCACGGAGCCGCACUGGGUAGGCACAGGGAAGGGCAUCUUUUGGCCAUGUGCCCUUACAUCCAGUGCUUGCUCCU
This is a messenger RNA of Rhinolophus ferrumequinum (greater horseshoe bat), 1892 nucleotides long. It is a transcript of the gene GORASP1, whose product is annotated as golgi reassembly stacking protein 1. Gene Ontology annotation, cellular component: Golgi apparatus. Lineage: Eukaryota; Metazoa; Chordata; Mammalia; Chiroptera; Rhinolophidae. The record is from RefSeq and is a predicted model, not a curated record. Gene Ontology annotation, biological process: Golgi organization. Bases 125 to 1459 code for a protein of 444 amino acids. Gene Ontology annotation, molecular function: protein binding. The transcript has 9 exons.